This is a messenger RNA of Megachile rotundata (alfalfa leafcutting bee), 5909 nucleotides long. It is a transcript of the gene Tusp, whose product is annotated as WD40 superfamily protein Tusp. Gene Ontology annotation, molecular function: protein binding. The record is from RefSeq and is a predicted model, not a curated record. Lineage: Eukaryota; Metazoa; Arthropoda; Insecta; Hymenoptera; Megachilidae.
UGCGCGUCAGCUCCGGCUGAGCUUUUCAGUCGGACGUACGGUCGCGUCGAAAGCUCACGAAGCUUUGCUCCGCUGGUUCUGUCCGUCGCGAGGCCACAGGGGUGGUGGACUUGUAGCAGGCGGUAAAAUGGCGACCGCGAUGCGAAACAAAUGACUGAUCGGUGGCGAACGAUUCGCGUACGCAGCGAUUACUAUGCGGAGGCCGCGUUUCCGCGUGCGGUACACUAGCUGCACCGCCGUAAGAAGUUACUAGGACUCAAGGGGGGAAAGCGUCCCGAAAGAAAAACAGGUGCCCAAAAUAUGAUCGAAUCGACGAGAAAAGGCUACGCGCACGGAUCGGGACCGCACGAGGACGCGUGAACGAUCUCGAGCCGGGAAUUCGAUCGUCGAUCAUCGAUUAAGAACACGCGAUACGGACUGAUGGUAUUUGGAGGCGGCGUGCGGUGCUCGCUUCUUAGCUGAGUGACGAUCGCUUCGGGAAGUCGCCGGCUUCGAUGACCUGACGAAACUUUUACACGGCGGAUCCAGUUACGCGAUCAUGCAUUUGCACUUCGAGAAGAAUAACAAUGCCAAGUGCGACUGCAACAUCCUGUCGCUUAGCUGGAUGGGCAAGGUGCCGGACGAGUCGCCGGAGGACGAGGGUUGGAAACUGGACCGUACAAAUUACUACCAGGAAGGAUGGCUGGCCACUGGUAACGCUCGUGGCCUGGUAGGGGUGACUUUUACCACGUCCCAUUGCAGGACAAGAGCCACGGAAUUUCCGCUCAGAGCAAAUUACAACCUUCGUGGACAUCGUAGCGAGGUGAUACUAGUAAAGUGGAACGAGCCUUACCAGAAGUUGGCCUCCUGCGACAGUUCAGGUGUCAUCUUCGUUUGGAUCAAAUAUGAAGGAAGAUGGAGUAUAGAGCUGAUCAACGACAGGAACAUCCCAGUGACACAUUUUUCCUGGUCACACGACGGUCGCAUGGCUCUCAUAUGCUACAGGGAUGGUUUUGUACUGGUUGGCAGUGUAGCAGGUCAAAGGUAUUGGUCAUCGAUGUUGAACGACAAAGUCACAAUUACCUGCGGAAUUUGGACACCAGACGAUCAGCAGGUAUAUUUCGGGACAACAGCUGGCCAAUUAAUAGUAAUGGAUGUUCACGGUGCUAUGGUGUCUGAAGUGCAGCUUGCAGCUGGUGUCACAUCGAUGGCGUGGAGCGCGGAGAAGUUUACGAUGGAGGAAGGAGAUGACGAUUUAACGAACGGCAGAUCUCACAGAGACGAUCGUAACUACGUGCUAGCAGUCUGCCUAGCAGACGGUAACAUAGUGAUGCUGCGUUCGUUCGACGACGUGUCUCCCAUCACGAUUCGUACGAACCUAAAGGCCCCCCUGCACGCAGAAUGGAGCAACUCCCGAAAGCUGUUAGCGAUCGCCGGAACGAAGGAGACCGACAUUUCUCAGGGCACCCCGCACGAGUAUACGAACCUGUUAAAAUUUUACUCGGUCACAGGCAGCCUGGUGUACACCACCGCGAUACCGUACACGCAAUGUCCGGUAUCGGCGCUCACGUGGGGCCACAACGACAGACGGCUUUUCGUGGCGACCGGCGCUCGCGUUCACGCCGCAUGGGUGUCAAGACGAGUAGGUUCGCUGCAAUUGUUGUCUCGUUUAGCCGUGAGGGCGGCGCUCACCAGGGAGUCCAGCGUCCAGCAACUUCCGUUGCCCCCGAGACUGAGAGCGUCCGUUGCCGCCCUGUUCGCUAGCACGAUAAGAUGUCCGGUCCCGGAACCCAGGGAGCUAAGGCGUUUCGUGUCGCGUCCCCCUCCGGGAGGGAGGCUAUACUGCACCAUGCUCAGACACGCGGUGGAACCCGUGCCAUGCUACACGCUGUACUUGGAGUACCUGGGUGGAUUGGUGCCGCUCCUCAAAGGAAGAAGAACGAGCAAGAUCAGACCCGAGUUCGUAAUAUUCGACCCGCAGAGCCAGGACACUCUCCAGAUCGUCGAGGAUACGUCGCAGUGCCCGUCGUUCAGUGACGGAUCCGACACGGAGAGGGACACUGCCGACCUGUGCGGGUCCCCCAGGAAUAAGAGGAAAAACCGGAGGAAACGGGAGGACAAGACGAACGAGGAGUCGGACGACCUCACAUAUGUGGACACGUUACCCGAGCACGCGAGGUUGGUCGAAGUUACGUCCAAUAUCUGGGGCACGAAAUUCAAGUUCCACGGGCUGACGGAUUCGGUACCCGCUAACCUGGGUCAGGUUACUUAUCGGACGUCGUUGUUGCAUCUACAGCCACGACAAAUGACCGUGGUGAUGACGGAGCUUAGGGACGACGUGCCCGCAGGUCCAGACCCAACGUUCAACCCGAAUCUAUUUUCCGAGGACGAGGAGGAGUCGUUUCAGGAGCUUCAAGCUGCCACCAGAAGCACUUCCGAAGCGCAGCCCCCUCCGAUUGCCCCGAUGACCCCCCGCAACGCUCGACUCAACUCGAAUCGUCCAAAGUCUCAAAUCUCUAACCAGUUCAUGACCAACGAACCCUUGCCACCGACCCUGUCCAGGGUGGAGAACUACGAGAACGAACUGCCCUAUGUAGACCUGCAGGAGAUGGGCAACCUGUACGAGAACCUGAGGACCGCACCCCCGAACUCCUACAGAACCCCUCCGAGACACAACCCGCCCAGAUGUUGCGACGUGCCGGCACUGCAGUCCCCGAAGAACGCGGUGGCACCCACGCAGACCAUAAUCGCGACCUCGAACACAGGGACGGAUUACUCCAAUAACAUCCAGCGAAUGAAGACGGCUCUCUCUGACCAGCAACCUGGUUUGGUCAAUAAGAAGGAGCUGGAGAACAACAAGUUCAAUCAGAUCCAAGACGACAAGCUGAGCAGCUGUCCGUCGACUAUUAUACCCAUGUCCAUGCACAAUGGGCAAGCUGCGGGCACAGAAGCGUCCAGCAGCCACGUUUGUCCUCAAGGGUCCAUCGUGAACGGUCUGGACGGCAAUGGUCAAACGAUCUUCAUGAAUGGUUUGCACAUGGCCUGUUCGAGCAACGUGAACGGUGUUCAGGGUAAAGGUGUGGGUGGCUCUUCGAGUGGUCUGCCUCUGGCUACAAGUUCUGCUCAGUACGGACAGAGCAAUGGUCCCUUCAACAAGAACGGUAUACACCUGGGCAGCAACCACUCGCCAGCCUGCUCUUAUCAGUUCCCUGAGAACAUCGAUCAGUGUAUCGGGCAGUCCUGUCCGCAUUGCAGUCUGAAGCUGAAGGACUUGAAGUCCCAUGAGUUGUGCGGGAAAAUGAGUGCUAGCUGUGGAUCCACCGCGGGCAGGGUGGACGAGAUGUGUUUCAUCGACGAAGAGGCUCACAGCGAGCUGGAGCCUUUCGAGCAGUCGCGAGCUGUUCACAGAACUCCGACUGUCGUCAGCAUUGGUCCUCUUUAUUUGAACGACUCCAUAGUGAGGAGCUGCAGCGUGGGUUAUCUAGACAUGGUGGACGCUCAGCUGGUACCGUGUGACGUUGCCCUGAAGAUGCUGAGGAAGGAGGCACCCAACAAGAGGCUGGUGUUGGUGUCGAGGAAGACUAAGAGGAGGAAAAAGAACAAGGCUCAGCAGGAGAUCACUCAGCAGAACUCGAAGUCACCGAGACUCCGAAACUGCGGCAAAUCCAAGAGUCUGGACUCCAGCGACAUAUUCCCGGCUAACGAACAAAUUGCGCUGCCGCCGAAGUUGCCGGAACAUGUGGAGGAAGCGGCUGGAGCGGCCAACUUCGAAACUGUUGAGGAUAAGAGCAACGAGUCCCUGGAGGAUCCAGAUAUCAUCGAGGGAUCCAGCGAGAAGAAUGUUGCAUCUAGCCUGCCUAACCCCGUGGAUGUCAAAUCCUGUAGACUGAAAAGUUGUAGCUCACCUGCUAGAGGAUCAAGUCCAAGUGGAUCUCUAGCCUCAUCAUUGGAUGGUCUCGCAGCGAGACUUCGAGAUUUCGAUGAAAGUCAUUCUUUACCUCCGCCAUCGCCUCGUCCAUCGUCCAGAUUACCCAGGAGUUCUCCUAGCAGUCCAGCGCCGUCUAAGAAGGGAAAACGACCUGCCUCAGCCUCGCCCAUCAGAAGAAGACUCCUAUCAAGCCCCUUACUGAGUAGAAAAGCACGAAAAAAUCGGGGUGAAAGUUCAGACGAGGAGGGUCUCCUUCAAGAUGAUUCGUCGACGAAUUACAGGGACCUUGAGACGUUCCAGAAGGCGCAGUUACGUCAAAAGUUAAAGCAAAAAGGAGGAGGAUCAUCCAGUCACAAAUCAGAGUCAGUGAGAAGGGAACUCGUGAUGCACAACAAGGCGCCGAUGUGGAACGAGUCCAGCCAGGUGUACCAACUUGAUUUCGGUGGCAGAGUAACUCAAGAAAGCGCGAAGAACUUCCAGAUCGAAUUCAAAGGCCGACAGGUCAUGCAAUUCGGAAGGAUAGAUGGGAACGCCUACACGUUGGAUUUCCGAUAUCCUUUUAGCGCUUUGCAAGCAUUUGCCGUUGCCUUGGCCAACGUUACACAACGCCUCAAGUAAUCGUUAGUUGCCGACCUGUAAUUGGAAAAAGUACCAGGAUGCUGUACAUUACAUAAAAGUAUUCGUCCAGAAAAUGAAGAACAAGGUGAAGAAGAAAAAACCUAGCGAGCCAUAGGGAAGCUGAAGCUGUAACGAUACGCUACGCAUCUAGAAUACUAAAGACCGAAAGACAAGUUAAAACUACAGCUUAUAAGCAUGUAAUAGAGCCACAUGUCUUUCGAUUAUUAAAACUAGUGACGGGCUAGAAAUAAAUCUUUAAGUAAACGAGCGUUAUACACCACGAGCCGUCUCCGCGACGCGAGAUUUUCCCGCCAAAAUCUCGAAGCUGAAAACACAUGGCCUUCCGUUGUAGCGCGAAAAAGAAGAGCAAAAAAGAAAGACAAAAUCUCUCGAGCCGUCGUGAUUUUAAACGAGAGAAUUCGAAAAUCCGAAGAGAACGAAAGGACACGAUGUGUCACGUGGUACCAUGGAAAGGGGAAAAAAAAACUAAAAGAUUUCGUUGAAAUGCUUCUUCGUCGUACCGUCCAACAAAAUGUAUUUCGUUUCUCCCAACUUCGAGCGCUCAUUUUUGUAUAGUUUAUGCGACACGUUGGAGUCUAGUAAAUGCUGUUGAAAGUUCACCUCGUUCAUUUUUGCGGUCCGCCGGUCGUAUUCGAAUUUUACAUACAAUAUAUUAUUAUUGACGGACUCGAAUCGCCGCGCGAGCCUUUCAUGUUGUUCGAUUAAAUGUUUCUUAUGGCGUAUUAUAAAAGAAAAAUGAGAAAAAUGACAAAAAAAAAGAUAAAUAAAAUCGGUUAACGAUUACGCUAAAUGAUAUAACGUUUUGCGUCCGGGGCCUGUGUUCGUCCUCGUCGAAAACGGAACAGACGAACUAUUUCGGGCAAUGCGAGACAAACGCGACGGGAAAUAUCUCGCCUGUAUUGCCAAUGUGUGCACGCAUCAAAAAAUUAACUGUCGUCUGUACUUAAUCCACGAUCGUUAUAUUUCUAUUUGCCUAAUUGUAAGUAAACGUGAACGAGAAAGGAAAGGAAUGAUCCAAAAUAAAUAAAGUGUGCUCUUCGGCUGAUAUGACGUUUUAACGCUGAGAAAAUUCGAUGUAUUUCGAUUAUAUUUGCUUUAAAUGUGCUUAAUUUAAGUUAAAAAAUUAUUGUAAGUUCAGUUUUUGUUGUUUAGACGUCCUGAUUGAUAGGCAUUCAAUUGUAAAUGUUGUUAAAGUUAAAGUAUUUUGUAGAAAAAUGAUACGAAAAUGUUUUAUUGAAUGGAGCUACGUAAUGCGCAUGCGCUGACUAAAUAUGGCGCAUGCGUGUACUACUGCGCAUGCGCAUUAAGCAUAUACUGUAUUUUAUUCAAGAAAGUAUAUUUUUAUUUUAUUCUUUAGAGAUAC